Messenger RNA from Colletotrichum destructivum, 327 nucleotides. RefSeq lists its product as uncharacterized. The transcript has 2 exons. NCBI's taxonomy places the organism in Eukaryota, Fungi, Ascomycota, Sordariomycetes, Glomerellales, Glomerellaceae. The coding region runs from base 1 to 327 and encodes 108 amino acids. The record is from RefSeq and is a predicted model, not a curated record.
AUGGCCCAAAGAGUCCUGUUCGACGCCUUUGGCAGUCACCGCAACGACAACCGAAAGAGAGAAGCUUUGAACUUCAUCAACGGCUUGCUUAGCGGUAGCAGUGGCGACGUCGUCCACCGACGCCGGAGUAACAACAACAACCGCAAUAAGCGCAAAGAACCGAACAAGCGAAAAGAACCGAACAAGUGCAAAGGUCAGCCAGCUACAGAAGAGACGGACGAAGACAAGGUCAAACGACUCGAGGCCGAGGUCAGCCGCUUGAAAGCCGAAGCAGAGAAGCACGGCAAGAGAGCGAAGGAGCUAAGAGAGUGUCAUGAUGGGUUUUAG